AUGUGUCUGUAUCCACCAAACAAGCGUAAUUGGCGUCUUUAUUCUCUUCUUGAGCUUGAUGAUUCAGUCACUACGAAACAGGUGAAGUGGUACUUCCGUAGGGUCUCACUGCGUAAUCAAUACCAGCAGGCCUAUUUUGUGCUUUACAGCCGUGCGCGAAAGCAUUUAUACGACGCCGUUGGCGAGGAUGUGUAUGGCUUUAUUGUCAGUGGUGCGUGGGGGCCACUCAUCUCAUUCCUCGGCGCCACCGGCUCCAUCGUCAUGUACUGUAUCACCAUGUUGAUCCAGGUAGUACUGCUCAGCAUCUUCUUUGUGUUCCUCGGGGCAAAGGUUGAGAAUAUCAUCACUUUCGAAUGGAGUAUUGUGAUCCUUCCGCUCAAAGUCUUCGGAUUGGUUAUGUGUUUUUUCACAUUUAUUUCUAUUCUUGUGAACCUGUUUAGCUCGAAAACCUACAAAGAGGGCUUGAGCCUUGUCGAUCGCCUUUCUCCGUUUGGAAAUUGCUUUGCAUCGGUGUGCUAUUCUUGCUUACCCUUCGUGAUAGGCUCUGCCGUAUCGAACGAAUAUGAUAAAGGGGUUGGACAUUACAUGAUGUACAUGAGCAUGCCUAUCUUAGGUGAUGUCUUGUACUAUUUGACAUCAUUGAUUUGGCGUUGGCCCCAGCGCAUUCGCCUCCAGAUGCAAAUCAAUGACAACAAAAGGAGGUCAUCAAUUUGCUACGGCAUUUUUCUAAUGGCCUUCCUUAACAUGGGCUGUGGCAUCGCGCAAUGGGUCCUGUUAGGGAAGAAGCUAGAUAGAAAAAUCGAGUCCUCGUGGUAUAUAGUUUUUAUUCCCUUCUGCUUCCGCGCCGGCAUUCGCGUGCUGGAGGCUUUGUUACGUAGUCUAAUGCGGUACUCAAUGUGCGUCCGAAACAAGUCUGGUGUCGCGUUCGAUGUCAUAGGUUCAUUUUUUAGUAAUGGCAUCUUACUCAUCUCCUUAUAUUUUGUAGCGGUGUUCCUCGAGCGAGAGGACCACUUAUUUUCCUUUUUCCUUGCCCUCAUUCCAGUCUAUGCGACGCUCGGGUAUAUCCUCGUCUGUCUAGUCAUCACGAUGAUCGUGCUGCUUUCACGUGUCUCCCGGAGCGUCGCGGCGGAGAAGCGCGCAAACAAGCAGUGGAUCCCACCGGACGAGAGGGAGGUCUCCGUCCUAGGCACCAAGUCCACCGCCAUCGGACGCGAUCUCUAUUCUAACCAGUGGUCUGACAGGGGGGUGGGCAAAGAUGAGGGGGAGGAGGAGGGGUACGCGAGCACGAUCGGCCGCAUCGGGGCACCUUAUGGCUCACCCCUCGCGUUGGAAGGGCCGGUGGUGGAGGCGGAGGAGGAAGAGAUGGAGCCGCCCCGGUCAACUUCCCACGACCCGGAGGAGAAGCGGCGGGAGCCUUCUUGCCACUCCAUCCUCGACCAGGACCCUUUCCUGGAGGAGACCGCAUCCUCCACUGAUGAGUAUGAGAGCUACUACACGAACGAGGAGGGCCCCGCGCUCGAUGCCGAGGGUAGCUAUGAGUAUGUAUCAGAUUAUGAGUAUGUAGAGGAUGAUCGGUCGGGUAGCAUGUCCUCAUCGAUUGUUUCUAGUCCGUUUUUAAAACCUGAGCAGAAGGAAUGA
Messenger RNA from Phytomonas sp. EM1, 1638 nucleotides. The record is from the annotation of a GenBank genome assembly. NCBI's taxonomy places the organism in Eukaryota, Euglenozoa, Kinetoplastea, Trypanosomatida, Trypanosomatidae.